Molecule: messenger RNA, 2060 nt
Organism: Ruditapes philippinarum (Manila clam)
Lineage: Eukaryota; Metazoa; Mollusca; Bivalvia; Venerida; Veneridae
Exons: 4
Coding region: 1-1500 (499 amino acids)
Biological process (GO): telomere maintenance; double-strand break repair via homologous recombination
Cellular component (GO): nucleoplasm; nucleus; chromosome
Molecular function (GO): 3'-5' DNA helicase activity; four-way junction helicase activity; ATP binding
Source: RefSeq, a predicted model, not a curated record
AUGGCAAGAUGCAACAAAUGUAAUAGAAUUGGACAUUUUGCACGAGUUUGUCUACGUCCAGCAGUAAGUCAAAAGUCAAACGAAUCAAAACUACGCGAUCAGGAACGCAUGACAACUUUCAUCAGACGCAAGACAGCUGAAUACACAUUUCCAUUUUACAAUGAAGACGAUGCCUUCUUUAAGAAGAACCAAACAAACAAUUCUGAUAUAAGUAGCCAGUCAAUCACAGAUGCUUUGCAUAACUACUCUACAGAGUUCAAUUGCAAAAUAACAAAAAUUAAACCGCUACAGCUGCAAGCAAUACAAACAUUAUUAUCUAAAAAAGACUGCAUCUGUGCACUUCCAACUGGUUAUGGAAAAUCGUUUAUAUAUGAAAUUCUGCCGUUUUUUGUUCCAAAGUGUCUUGUUAUUGUUAUUGUGCCUUUAAACGCUAUAAUUGAACAGCAAACGGUGAAACUCAGUGGACAAUCAUUUUCCUUGUCAAUGAAUAUAGACACUAUUGACUUAUCAAAUACCAAAUAUUUUUUCUUUCACCCAGAAACUGUUUUAAACUCUCCUGAAAUAAACAAACUUUUUCGCUCAUCUCAAUUUCAAGAGUAUGACAAGUUUCUUGUAAUAGAUGAGGCUCAUUGUGUCAUUGAAUGGGGCAAAGAAUUCAGGAAGGACUUUAAAAGAAUAUACCAAUUGAAGUCUCUUGUAAGUUGCCCAAUUCUUGCAUUGUCAGCAACAAUAACUAGAGCCGGGCAAAAAGAAAUAGCUAAAUGUCUUCAUAUGACAAACUUUGAAGUUGUAUGUGCUAGCCCUGCAAAAGACAAUAUUAAAAUGAUUGUCAAGAAUCGUCCGAGUCCAAACUCGAAGGGAAAUACAUCCUUGACGCCAUACGAUUAUAUAUUUGUACCAGUUUUACAACAACUUAAGAGUGAACUUGAUAACUUUGGGAUAACCAUAAUAUAUUGCAAGACUAUGAACUGGAUAGGUUAUGGAUAUGAAUUAGCAAAGGAAGUACUUGGUGAUGAAUUCUACUCAGGAGCGCCAUCAGAGAAAACAACUAGAGUUGUUAUGUAUCAUUCAUCUAUGGAGGGCCCAGAUGGAAAGCUGAAGAAACAUAUUGUCCAGACCCUACAGGAGGAAGAGUCAGCCAUAAGGCUGAUUUUUGCAUCUGUGGCUCUAGGCAUGGGCGCAGAUUUGAGACAUGUGAAACGUGUGAUUCAUGCUGGUCCUCCUACAUCUUUAGAAACUUACGUUCAGGAGAUCGGAAGAGCUGGAAGGAGUGACAUCGAUGCUCAGGCCAUUUUAUUUUUUAACAAGUCAGACAUCGCAUCAGCACAUAUGACCAGAGAAAUGAAGGAAUAUUGUGUGAAUACAAAUACUUGCAGAAGAAGUUUGAUAAACCAGUACUUUGGCUUUGAAUCUGAACCAGAGAAAACAUUCUUAGUUUGCUGUGAUUUGUGCAAUGGUGAACUUGGAAUAGAAUAUGACUUUAGUAAUCUAUCAACUUAGCCUAAAUCAGGUUCAUUUUAUCCAUGGUCUAUAUGGUGGCCAAAAUCAUCAUCAAAGUGUCAUAAGGCUGCCAUUUUAAGUGGAUUUUCAAGCAUUGUUGAAACACAAAGUUGUGCAACUUACUCAAAUUUGUAUUGUUAUGUUGAACUGUGUAGAUGCAUAAUUAUGUAAUUUGUAUUUCAUUUCUUUAUUGCUAAGUUACAUAAUAAUGUAAUAACAAGAUCUCCUUACCAAAUCUAACAUGCCACUCCAAUGGGUCAUAUUCACAAAGCAUCUUAAGUCAAAACUUAAUAUUAUAAAAAAUUCUUAACACCAUUACAUUUAAACUUUUGUUUUAAAAUGACCUACUUUUGCAUAAAAGAAAUGUUUUAUGAAUGUAUUUCACACAGAUGUAAUGAUUUUCCAUAUAAAUGACCUAAUGAAGGAAAUAAGGGGAAUUGAAAUUUUCACUUAAGUUAUUUUUUAACUUAAUGUGCUUUGUGAAUACGACCCUGUGGACUUUACAUGGUUUAUAUUGACUUUUUUUGUCCAAUGAGUGAAAUUAAACAAAACAUAAUGUA